Messenger RNA from Penicillium verhagenii, 843 nucleotides. RefSeq names its product putative ABC transporter. The transcript is spliced from 2 exons. The record is from RefSeq and is a predicted model, not a curated record. Gene Ontology annotation, molecular function: ATP hydrolysis activity; ATP binding. NCBI's taxonomy places the organism in Eukaryota, Fungi, Ascomycota, Eurotiomycetes, Eurotiales, Aspergillaceae. Bases 1 to 843 code for a protein of 280 amino acids.
AUGGCCGAGUCCGCAGAUACCGAAUCCCCCUCCAUUGAGGUACAGAACCUCUCCUAUAAGUUCCAGGAUGGCUCCAACGGACUGGAAAAUGUCUUGUUGAGCCUUCCACCGGGUAGCCGGACGCUCCUUAUCGGCGCAAAUGGUGCGGGGAAAACCACACUGCUCCGCCUAGUCUCGGGCAAACGCUUGGCACCUAACAACACCAUCGCGGUAGCUGGCAGGGAUCCGUUCAAGGAUAACCUUGAAGGCGUGACUUACCUCGGUGUGGAAUGGGUGCUGAAUGCCAUUGUUCGCACCGACAUCGAUGUCCCCACACUACUCGCCUCUGUGGGCGGGAAUGCCUUUCCGGAGCGACGUGACGAGCUCGUCGAUAUCCUCGAUAUUGACCUCCGCUGGCGUAUGCACGCCGUAUCAGAUGGUGAACGUCGUCGUGUCCAGCUAGCCAUGGGACUCUUGCGCCCUUGGAAGGUCCUGCUUUUGGACGAGAUCACCGUCGAUCUCGAUUUGCUUUCCCGGAGCAAUUUCCUCGCUUUCCUAAAGCGGGAGACGGAGGCUAGAUCUUGUACUAUUGUUUAUGCUACCCAUAUCCUGGACAAUCUUGCACAGUGGCCCAGUCACUUGGUGCAUAUGCAUCUGGGUAAAGUCAAGGCAUGGGGAACAGUGGAAAAGUUCCACGAUCAGGUUCCACAGUGGACAUCUGAGAAUAGCCGUCUCGGAGAGCUGGUUCUGAAGUGGCUCAAAGAGGAUCUUGCUGUUCGGGGUCCUCGCAAUGCUGGGGCUGAUCAAGCUAAAACCUACGACGCUGGUGGCAUUGGAGGUUACGGCUAUGAGAAACACGAUUAA